AUGCUGGCGGCGCGCGAGCGCCUCCGCGCCAGGAUGGGUGUUUCCGGCACCCAGACUGGAGGCAAGGGUACCGCCAGGAGGAAGGUCAAGAAGACCAGCAAGGUUGUUGGUGAUGACAAGCGUCUCCAAUUCGGGCUCCGCUCCAUUGGCGCUGCCAGCAUCCCCGGCAUCGAGGAGGUUCAGCUCGUCAAGGAGGAUGGCCGCAUACUGGUCUUCAGCAACCCUAAGGUGCAAGCUGCGCCCAACGCUAACACCUACGUCAUCUCUGGUUUGGCGGAGGAGCGUGAGCUGUCGCUGCCAGACAUCAUCCAGCAGCUCUCUGCCGCUGGAUUCGGCUUGCCGACCACCUCCAAGAAGGAUGAAGACAGCGACAUCCCCCAGCUCGUAGAGGUUUUUGACACCGUUGCUGAGAAGGAGGAAGAGGAAAGCAAGGUUGAAGAGGGUGAAAACAAGGCCGCGGAGAAGGCAGCUGACGAGGAGCAAGUGGAGAAGGAAGCAGUUGAGAAGGUGGAGGAAGCUAAGGUAGAAGCACCAACUACCGAGGCGCCCCCGAGGUUCGAGGAGAUAAUUGAGGAAGACACCAAGGUUGCCCCCGAGCCGCAGCACGUCACGGACGACGACAUCGGGCGCAAUUUCAUCGUACAAGUGGCAGUUCAGACCCCAAGUAACAAUCGGAUUUCAAAAUGCCGCACUCGUACGGUAAACGCGCUCGCACACGCGACAAGUUCUCCAAGGCUUUCCGCCGCAUUCCGCGUUGGUGACUACGUCGACGUCAUCUGCGACCCCUCCGUGCACAAGGGUAUGCCCUACUCCUACUACCAUGGCAAGACCGGAAUGGUUUACAACGUCACCCCCAGGGCUCUGGGUGUCAUAAUCAAGAAGGUCGUCCGUGGCAAGCAGCUGCUCAAGCGCAUCCACGUCAACAUCGCGCACAUCCGCAAGAGCCGCUGCCGCGAGGACUUCCUCAAGCGCGUCGCCGUGAACGAUGAGCUGAAGCGCAAGGCCAAGGCUGAGGGCAAGAAGAUCUCUACCAAGAGGCAGCCCGCGCCGGUGGCCCCGGGAUACAUCGUUGAGGCUACGCCCGACUCCAUCAUCGCCAUGGACCCGGUACCUUUCGUCGAGAAGUACUGA
This is a messenger RNA of Babesia ovata, 1131 nucleotides long. Its product is annotated as ribosomal protein RPL21. The record is from RefSeq and is a predicted model, not a curated record. Gene Ontology annotation, cellular component: cytosolic large ribosomal subunit; ribosome. Gene Ontology annotation, biological process: translation. NCBI's taxonomy places the organism in Eukaryota, Apicomplexa, Aconoidasida, Piroplasmida, Babesiidae. Gene Ontology annotation, molecular function: structural constituent of ribosome. The transcript is spliced from 4 exons. The coding region runs from base 1 to 1131 and encodes 376 amino acids.